UAGCUUGAGGUAAAGUUAGAAUGUGUUUGUAGUAGAAUGUACCUUGGAAUUUUUUAAUGUCUCCACAUGCUAUACAUCAAACUACUUUAGUCAAAAUAUUUGUUCAGUGGGAAAAAACUCAGUGAAAAUAAAUUAUAUAUCUUAGUCCAAACAAAAAGUAAUUGACUGAUCUAUUUCCUCCAUUCUCAGAACACCAUCAACUAUAAGGUGUAACAUCAAUUAAUAACAGGUAAGGAGGAAAAAAAGACAUGACAUUAAACGCACACUUCGAUUCCAGGAAUGUUAAAAUAUGUGGGGAAAAAACAGUACCAGCACAGCCAUGUAUCUUGGGAUUAAGCCAGUGCAGAAUUCCACUCACUUGGUAUUAUGGUGUUUUGCAGCUGGUAGACACGGCCAGGUAGGACUAAUUUUAUGAAAGUAAUUAAACAAAAUUUUUUAUUAGUACACAUGAGCAGAACUAAUUAAAAUUGAAGACAUGUUUUCUCAGGCCCAUCAGUUUAUUUUUGUAUUCUUUUAUCAAAACAAAACAAAAAAAGAAACCAAAAUCAUGAACAGUUAGGGAGGUACUGUACACGGUGAGCCUGGAGCAUCUUGUAGUGCUGGAAAGUGAGGAAGUACUUAAAAACAAAACAGAAAAAAAUAUUGAUAGGAGUAUGUCAAAGGAGCACAGAAACCAAUGGUAAGAGCUCCCAGUGGCCAAAGCUGGAACAGUUUGAGCAACAGAAUAAAGUACUGUUGAAUUAAAAUGCAAAGCAUAAAAUAAAUACCUGUGCAGCCGUACUGGUAUAAAUAAAUGAUUGAAUACAUUAAUAAAUGUGUAUAAGAGACAAAUCUUCCAUGCAGAAGGAUCCCAAAUAAUUUAUAUAGACACUCUACCCCGAAGGACUUUCUUCCAAAGAGUAUGAUAUGGAAAGGUGGGGAGAAGCAACGAGCAACUUUACAGUGGAGAAACCCGACAUGCACUGCCUCAGCCAGGUGAUCAAGGCCAACACCAGCAGUAUUAAAUCAUGUGGAUAGUACAUAUAACUGAUGCGAUGUGACUAAAAUGACACUUUACCUCCUCCAAAUAACCCAUAGCCCCAGUCUUAUCAAGAGAAAAAACAAAUCGCAAUUGUGGCACAUUCUACAAAAUACCAGAGCAGUAUUUCUCAAAACUGUGAUGGUUGUCAAAAACAAGGAAAGCCUGAAAAGUGGAGCGUAAGAAGACACGAUGACUAAAUGUAAUGUGGAGUCCUGGAUGGGAUCCUGGAACAGAUAAAGGACAGUAGGUAAGAACUAAGGAUAUCUGAAUAAACCGUGGACUUUAGUUAAUAAUUAUGUAUCACUAUUGGUUUAUUAAUUGGUACUUAGGUAUCAUACUAAAUUUAAGAAGUUAAUAAUACGGGAGACUGGGCGUAGGAUAUAUGGGAACUCUGUACUGUCUUCUCAGUUUUUCUAUAAAUCUGUAACUGUUCUGAAAUAUAAAGUGUAUUAAAAUUUUUAAAUGCCUAACCAGGAAAAAAAAAAAAAAAAAACAUGGACAGAAAGCCAGGUUAGGGAUUUUAAUGGAAAAUUAUAAAGCAUUUUAUUAAGGCCUUUAAAAAUUCCACACAGAACACGGCUUAAGCAGAACAUAUGCGGCUGCUUAGUUGAAAAAUGGAACUGGCAGCUUAACCCAGAAUGUGAGACUUCUAAAUACAUUCAAAUUGAGUCAUCAUCAUUUUUCAUCUAUGUAGUAUUUUGUUUUUCCAAAGUUCUUGCAAUUUCUGACUCCAAGAUGGCAAAAUUUUACCAUUAUUCCUGUUUUAAAGCUAAUGCCAUGUCUAUAGCUCGGACAGCCAUUUUGACUCAAUUGUCUAAUCUAAAUGUCAAUUCAAUCAGAAAACCAGCCAUCAGCUGUCAAAAUGGUAAAAACAGAUAUGUGUGUUUUCAAAGCCAGAAGUGCAAUCAUGUGGUGAGACUUCAGGGUUUUACUGUUGUCCACAGUUCUGAGUCCCAGGACUGGUUUCCUUACUCAGUAUUCUCCCAUGGAAAACUUCAUCAGGGAAUUGUAGGGUAAUAUUUUCAAGACUUGGAGUAUGUCUACAGUUACCUUUCUAAAAAACAAAAAAGAUCCCUUUAAAAACAUUUUUUAAAAAACAAUCAUGCCAAGGUAGCCAAAUAGAAACAACUUUGGGGUUUUUGCAGUCAAGUCUUACAAAUUGUGGAAUAUUCCCCUUGGUCCAGGAGAUCAUUUGACUGCCACACACAACUUCCUAUAUCCACAAAUUCCAGUAUGUUUGGACCCUCCUGAUGGCUAGGGGAAUCACAAAAAGAAACAGAAGGCACCAGUGAGCAGAACAAGAAAUGGUGCCCUUGGGCUUGUUGCUUAGUCCCUGCGCCAGCUCUCCUCCAGCCUCUCCAGCUGUACAGGGCAGAGAGGGUCACAGCUGGCACUCUCCUGGUGCUCUUGUCGGGCCAACAUCAGAGCCCCCAUGGCCAGGACUCACACACUGCCAGGAACCCAGCUCCAUUCCGGAGGAAGAUGAUACCCCGCUCUUUCAAGGGAAACCAAAAGGCUGGUGUAUUUUGGAGGUCAGCAAGAGGGAAAUGUCUCCCAGUUAUUUAGCCCUGGAAGGCUGAGAAUACAUUGGUUUUGUUUUCUGAACCAACAGUUGGGGCACACUGUCUGACAGCAUGACCACAUGUGAACUUGAGAGAGUCCCAGGAAAUUCAGGGUGUGUAGCCAUGGUUGAUGCAGGAUCCAGAAAUAUGAACCAAGGCCUGAGUGUGCUCCCUUGAUGGUGGUGCCCUCCAGAGAGGAGUGUGGGGACAUCCUGGGUGCAGCACCAUCGAGGGCCCUUCCUCAGCUGCCCUGAGGGUGGCAUUCCCACGGGCUGACCUAAUGACAGCAGAGCACCCAAGCCCCAGGCUCCUCUGUGAGCGCUCUGCCCCUUCUCAGCUGCUCAACUCCAGCCUCAAGAGCCCUUGAGCCCUGGGGCUCAAGACUAUCUCUCCCUUCCCCCUUCACUUUCCUCUGGAGUCAGGAGUGCCUGGAGUCCAGGCAUGACUUCCCCCUGGCUUAUCUCCUCUUUACCUGUGUCCUGGGAACACUCAAAACAAGCUGGGGGAGACAAUCAUUUCCGCAGACACAGGGUUACCCCCAUGUGAAGCAAGCAGCAAAUUGAUCUUAUCACAUGCCUCUGACCAGUUAGGGAGGCGAGUCAAAGAAGGUGCAGUGAGGAAGUAUAAUGUCACAUGCAACAUUUACAGGAAACUGGCUAGAAGACAGAAGGGGAACUUGAGAACUUGGUUGUUUUCAGCAGAUUAAAACAACACAGAUUUAUCAGCAAGACUGUUGAACGCAUAACUGCCCAAGAUGCCCGUCCCUCCCCCUCCAGCACCCCCGCCGCCCCCGACGUUUGCACUGGCCAAUACAGAGAAGCCUACCUUGAAUAAGACAGAGCAGGCUGGGAGAAAUGCUCUCCUUUCUGAUAUCAGCAAAGGGAAGAAACUAAAGAAGACAGUCACCAAUGACAGAAGUGCACCAAUAUUAGACAAACCUAAAGGAGCUGGUGCUGGAAGUGGUGGUGGUGGCUUUGGUGGAGGCGGCGGAUUUGUCGGAGGAGGUGGUGGCGGAGGCGCUGGAAGCUUUGGAGGGGGCGGACCUCCAGGUCUGGGAGGACUGUUCCAGGCUGGAAUGCCAAAGCUGAGAUCCACGGCCAACAGGGAUAAUGAUUCUGGAGGAAGCCGACCACCCAUGUUGCCACCGGGAGGAAGAUCCACAUCUGCCAAACCCUUUUCACCCCCAAGUGGCCCAGGGAGGUUUCCUGUGCCUUCUCCAGGCCACAGAAGUGGUCCCCCAGAGCCUCAGAGGAACCGAAUGCCGCCCCCAAGGCCCGACCUGGGCUCAAAGCCUGAUAGCAUUCCCCCUCCAGUACCUAGUACUCCAAGACCCAUUCAAUCAAGUCUGCACAACCGGGGGUCCCCACCAGUGCCCGGAGGCCCGAGGCAGCCCGGCCCCGGGCCCACUCCUCCCCCUUUCCCUGGAAACCGCGGCGCUGCUUUGGGAGGAGGCUCAAUACGUCAGUCUCCCUUGAGCUCCUCCUCGCCCUUCUCCAACCGGCCCCCCCUGCCGCCUACGCCCAGCAGGGCCUUGGAUGACAAACCCCCUCCACCACCUCCUCCAGUAGGCAACAGGCCCUCCAUCCACAGGGAAGCGGUUCCCCCUCCUCCUCCUCAGAACAACAAGCCUCCAGUGCCUUCCACUCCGCGGCCUUCCUCCUCCUCACAGCCCCCACCUCCGCCGCCACCUCCCAGCAGGCCCGGGCCGCCUCCCCUGCCUCCAAGUUCCAGCGGCAAUGACGAAACCCCAAGACUCCCACAGCGGAAUCUGUCCCUCACUUCGUCCACGCCCCCCUUACCUUCGCCAGGACGUUCAGGUCCUCUUCCUCCCCCGCCCAGCGAGAGACCCCCACCUCCAGUGAGGGACCCGCCAGGCCGAUCAGGCCCCCUCCCACCACCUCCUCCAAUAAGCAGAAACGGCAGCACGUCUCGGGCCCUGCCUGCCACCCCUCAGUUGCCGUCCAGGAGUGGAGUAGACAGUCCAAGGAGUGGACCCAGGCCUCCCCUUCCUCCUGACAGGCCCAGUGCUGGGGCACCUCCCCCACCUCCACCAUCAACAUCUAUUAGAAAUGGCUUCCAAGACUCUCCAUGUGAAGAUGAGUGGGAAAGCAGAUUCUACUUCCAUCCAAUUUCCGAUUUGCCACCUCCAGAGCCAUAUGUACAAACGACCAAAAGUUAUCCCAGCAAAUUGGCAAGAAACGAAAGCCGGAGUGGAUCCAACCGAAGAGAAAGGGGUGCCCCACCACUCCCUCCCAUCCCGAGGUGAUCUUUGCCUGCUCUUCUCUACCCAAGCUCAAGAGCUGCUUCUGUUGCUAAGAACUGCACACCCUCCUCCCCGCUUCUUCCCUUGUGCCCCAUGUAUGGGCAGGAGGAAAGAUGGGAGGGUGAGUGGGAAUAUGCGUGUGUGCGUGGGAAUCGGUAAGAAAUGCACCUAGCUUUUCAUAUUGUUUAUUCUCCAGGCUAUUGCUUGCUUCAGCUGCAACCGGGGUCGAUAGGCUUUUGUGGUAAUAGGCAGAGAUGAAUUGCAUCCCAGCUUUCCACCAACCAAAUCCAAACAUUCACUGCUUAUUUGCCACAGACUGUAAUUAUUAAAGUCCCUGAGAGCUGUUUUCUCCCAUUCCUUUUUCGCAUGCUUGGCCUCCUGUCUGUUUCCAUGAACCACAGACCACCUAAGCAAGCUGCUGAGUAAGGGCUCACAGGAAACUUUUGCAGUCACAGGAUGUCCAAUCUUUGGCAGUCCGAGCUCAGCUCCAGGACAGAGCUGUCCAAUAGAAAUAUAACGUGAGCCCCAUAUACAACUUCAACAUUUCUAGUAUAUUUUCAACAAGUGAAGUUAAUAUGCAUCCAAAGUAUUUCAACCUGUAAUCAACAUAAACUUUUAAUGAGAUAUUUUAUAUUAUCUUUUGGUACUGAAUCUUCAGAAUCCAGAGUGUAUUUUACAUUUACUGGUAGCACAUCUCCAUUUGGACUAGUCACAUUUUUAAGUGCUCAGUGGCCACAUGUGGCUGGUGGCUACUGGAUUAGACAGCAUAAGUCUGGAAGAUGGAAGCUAGUGCAGAAACCUCGUUUAAAAAACAAAAAAGGCAAGAUGGGCUUGAGCGAUUCAAGAGGCAACUAAAAAUAAAAUUAGGACCCAGUACCUUGUUUGACACAGUUUGACCUUCGAUUUUGCUCUCUUAUCUUCCCUCUUCCCUUAAUAUCUGUAUACAAGUGUUGCUUCAAAGUACCAAGGUCAGAAAUUAAUUGAGUACGAUUUACUAAAGUCAUGUGGAAUAAAGCCACUGAAAAGAAACGGAGAGCCUGUCGGGACUUCCGGGCUCAGAACCAGCUGGCGCACGCCCUCACUUGUCAGUUGGACUUCUGCCUUGUGAAAUGGAAGCAGCCUUUGUUCCUCUCUGGCUGAGCAAGUUCCUGAGGCUGGGAGACACUAGGAAGGCUUGGUAGGAGGGGAAGAAAGUCAGGGAAAGGUGUCAAAUCAGAAACAUGGAAGAAGAAGGGAACAGAUUUGAGUUGGUGGGUAAAACUCUAAAAAUCUAAAUCUGAUUCUUAUGUAAGGGUUGAGCGAAUUAGGGAGAUUGCUAGUGGAAAUUGGAGGGAAUUUGUUUUGCAUCAUUUGUCUAGGAUCUAUGCAAAUACAGCUCCACUAAAGGACCAUAGGGAAGAGCCAGCCUUGCCUUUUCUUACAUGAUUUUGUUUACAAAAUUUUACUGGGACUUUUAAAUCUAGCUAUAGAGUUGGGAAAAAAUAUUUCCACUUAGAUAUUUUAUAUGGUUUUGUUUAAAAUGACCAUUACUUGUUUUUUAAAAACACAUGACCACAUAUGUAUAUGUAUAUCUACCUAAACAUUGUAUCAUGGUUUCAGUAUGUUAUUCAUGUAUUACUGGGAGAUGCUAACAAGAACCCAACCCAAAGAAAAUUCUGAAAAAUACAUUUCUAUUUAUAGAAUAAAUGUUUCAUUUAUAUAAAAGCAAAAGAACUUAGAGUUCUAAUAAAUGGGAUGUCUAAUAAAUUAUGAAGUUACUGAUUUGAAUAUAUUAUAUUUUUAUAACUUCCUUGCCAAAGUCCUGAUGUAGUACAUUAGAGAACCUGUGUUUCCUCUCUCAUUGACCAUUCAUCUGUCUUCCAUACAGUCAUUUGGGCUUUUUACUCAAAGAGAAUCAAGAAAUAAUAAGGUAUAACAAGCCUGGCAAAGUGUUGGUUUUUUAAAAAAAUUUGUUAAUCUCUAGCAGUUUGGUAAUUUAGCAGCAUCAUUUAUUUGGGAUUCUUUUAUCUGAUUUCAACAGUGAAAAGCAUCCCUGUGAUAAAGCCUAAUGACCCAUUUCACAAAAGAUGGAGUUUCCCCUUCCUAGAAAAUAUGACAGAGAAAAGUCUGACUCAAAGAAAGUGGGUCUGAAUUUUAUAAGGGGUAGUAACAAUUGGACAAUUCCUUUGCAUAUCUGAACUUGGCAGGUACCAUUCUAAAUUUGAAACAGGGUCAUAGCUCAAAGUUGCCAUUCAUCCAGAAUAGAGAUCCUUUAGAAUGUAGUGUUUUAAGUGAGUGUUUCAUUAAUACACCUACACCCUUUCUUUGAAAGUUUGCAACCUAAUUGCAUCUAAAACUUUGAGUAAGUUCUGUGGUAAAAUCUUAAACUAUGGAAAAUUACAAAAAUGAAUAUUUUCUUCCCUGAAAUCAGAGCUUACAUGUGUGUUUUUUUCAUAAAAUUUUCAGAUAAAUGUAUUCAACAUGUAAUACAGUAUUUUAACAUUCACCUCUCAUUUUAUAUUGAAAUGUAUUACAGUAUUAAAACUCAGUGUUCAGUAUUUAUUUCACUAUGCAUAUUAUUUAGUAAAAGCCAGGAGAAAUGUUUAAUCCAAUGGUGCCUUACUUUGUGAUUUAAAAGAAGUCAACUUUUUUUAUGUCUAAGUAGCAGAUUAUUUGCAUAUUUGUAAAAACUGUUAGGUCUUUAUAUUUUAAAUUGUAAUACCAGUUUUGUUAUUUUAGUAGCAGAAAUGGGAUGAUUGUUAAAGUUCCCAAAAAAUGUUGGCGUGAAAUUAAUUUUUUCCUCCUUAUAGUCAAGGACCGUAGAGGAAGAAAAACAUUUUUUUCAUGCCAUGCACUAUGUAAACAGACACAUUUUGGUAUCUGUGUCAUCAGGAUAGUGUAAAUGGUAGGGUAGAGACUCCCCUAGACAUCUGCAUCUUUGUAAGUUAGCCAGACAAUAAAGAAAAGCAGAAUGA
This is a messenger RNA of Macaca mulatta (Rhesus monkey), 7800 nucleotides long. It is a transcript of the gene WIPF1, whose product is annotated as WAS/WASL interacting protein family member 1. Gene Ontology annotation, molecular function: actin binding. Gene Ontology annotation, cellular component: actin filament. Lineage: Eukaryota; Metazoa; Chordata; Mammalia; Primates; Cercopithecidae. Gene Ontology annotation, biological process: actin filament-based movement. The record is from RefSeq and is a predicted model, not a curated record.